UUAGAUCCACCAAACGUCCCAGUCUCCCUUCCCUCCCUGGCACUUCCUUAGACCCACCAAAUGCCACCCUGUCUCCCUUCUCUCCCUGGCCCUCCCCAGAAUGGUCUCUUCAGACAAACCCUAGAUACAAACUUCAACACUCCACACACACUGCACUCUGUGGUUAGAGCGGUGGAGAGGGGCAGAGGGGCAUCCUGCCAUGAGGGUCUUCAUCGCCUUCGAUGGUUCCUGCGAGCCUUUUGACGUCUCUCCUGACCAGACCGUGGGGAGCGUAAAACUGAUGGUAAAGGAUUACUUCCACGUGCAACUGUCAGACGACAAGCAGGUGAGGCACUUCCUGGAACUGAGCUAUGCUGGUGCCAUCCUUCUGGACAACUGGGUCCUGACAGACGUUGGCAUCACCCCUAGCAGUGCCAUCUGCUGCCUGCUAAAGCAGGAGCCGGUGGUGCGUGUGUUCAGUGCCGUGACGGGGGAGACCCUCUCAGUCUUGGGCACGGUGUUUCUCCUGAGUACGUCUGUGGCCAGGCUCAUGACCCUGGUGUCCCAGCAGUGUGGGCUUCCCGUCAGCUCCUUCAGACUGAGCUCUCCCACCGGCCUGCAACUCUACAACUGCAACCGGCUCCACGACUACGCCGUUGACGUGGGGGCUACUCUACGGUUGGACACCUGGGAUGGGUGGGCGGAGUUUAUCAGAGGCUGCUUCCUGGGACACAGACUGACCGUCCAACGAUACCUGUCUAGGGAGAGACCUGUGAUGAGGUUCCAGCUCCGGGUGGCACUCUACAUCGCUGCUUCUCUGGGCCACCUGGACCUGGCCGACUGGCUGCUGGAGAGGGGGGUACGUGCCAUUGAGCCGGUGGGGGUCCACCCUUACCGUGAGUGGUGCCACCAGAUGGCCCACCCCGACGCCGCCAAGUGUCCCGCCGUCGCCUCCAUCGAGCGCGGCCAGCUCACCAUCCUCAAACUCUUUAUCGCCAGCAGCGUUCUGACCCUUGCCUGUCGGGAUCCCCAGGGUCGUGACCCCCUGAGGAUCGCCCUCCAGCACGGCCACAGAGAGUGUGUGUGUCACCUGGCCACCAAGCUGUGCUCUGUGGUGGUCCUCCCAGGUAUGGCUCUGCCCAUGCGGACAUACGUCCAGAUAAAGCGCUGGGUGAGGCUGGGGCAGAGGAGGGCAGCAUCCAGGCACUGCAUGGGCCUCAACAGGGCUCCGUUCAGGACCAGGGUGGGCGACACGGUCCUGGUGGACGGCUUCACCCUCCCCAAGAUGUCCUCCAAGCCCAGGAGGAGUGAGGCCAAGGCGAGUAUCAGGGUGGCGUCCAAAGCCUCUCAACCUUUGACCCCCAUCAACUGCCCGUCUCAUGUAUCCUGCACGCUCCGCGCCCUGGCAUCCCUGGAUGCACCUCUUCAACUACCGAAGCUACCCCCUGUCGCCACGAGGGAUGGAAGAGAGAAGAGGGGAUGUGGCGGGAAGGGAUGUGAGGAGGAUGAGAGUGGGGAUCAGAACAGCAACCAAUGGAGGAGCAGAGUCUCGCUCCCGCCCAUUUCCAGAGACACCAAUCUCAGACCUGUGUUUGCCUCUGCCUCGCCAAACUCCGCCCAGAUCCUCACCACCUCACUGGAGUCCUUUUCUCUCCACUGCAACCGCACACCCAGACAAAACGCCAUAUACUGUUUGGCCUUGGCCAGGUUAGUCCAACUUUAAAUGACAGUGAUUUACAAGUGAAAUUACAGUGUUAUUUCAACGCUACGGUUUUAAUAUGAAUAUUUCUCUGGAGGUUUCUUAUGAAAGGUGUGAAUACUGUCAGAAGAUGCCUCCUAUAAUCAGUGGUGGGGGGGAAAACACAUGUAAAAGCUGUUUACACACUUUUUAUUUUAUUUUGCGCAAGCGUUUACCCACCUUUUGUGGAAGAUGCAUUGAAAGUAUAGGGAGCGUUACUUCUUUAAUCCUGAACGGCAAUCAGCAUUUCCCAGUCAAUGUUUUUACCACUUCAUCACUGCCUAUGAUAUACCCUUAUCCUCCCUGAAUAGAUUUUAGUCAAAACAAAUCAUGAGCCAACCAUCAUGCUAAGAAGGUAUAUAGAGUCAAAUCAACUCAAAAUGUAUUUGUCACUUGCGCUGAAUACAACAAGUGUAGACCUUUCCGUGAAAUGCUUACUUACAAGCCCUUAACCAACAGUGCAGUUCAAGAAGAGUUAAGAGAAUAUUUACCAAAUAAACUAAAGUAACAAAUAAUAAAACAUUUUUAACUAGUCCGGUGGCCAUUUGAUUAAUUGUUCAGCAGUCUUAUGGCUUGGGGUUAGAAGCUGUUAUUGGUUUACCCUAACAAGUCCUAAAACAAAUCAUGAGCCAACUAUCAUGCUUAGAAGGUAUAUAGAGUGUCAGCCUUAUUGGUUUACUCUAACAAGUUGUUUCAGUAUGGGGAGAGGAAAGGAUGUAAGAAAGGGAGCUUCAUUAAUGUAUUGAGGCCAUGACAUAUACAGUAUUUCACAAUGUUAGACCACAGAUUUGGCCUCCUAACCUUGUUCUGGUUGAUUGACUCUCUAACAGUGCCUUCACACAGAGCCCAUGGCUGCAGCAGCUGAAUGUAGCGCGGACUCUGGCCAGGAGGAGUGCUCAGCACAUUGGGUAGACACCAGGAUCCUGCUCAUUAGGCAGAUUAAACAUACUGUAACAAGGAGGGACAACCUGGACUUGUUCAAAAAGGAACUCUUAUUUAAGUUUUCUCUUCGGCAAAACAUUAAAAAAAUGUUUUCCAUUGUGUGCCCUCAUGAACACAACCCAGAGAUCAACAACACUAACUGGUACCUCACAAAGUACCUGUAUUGUCACCAACAAGGGAGGAAAAUACAGUGAACAAGAUGAGACUUGGGAACAGAUGAUGCCUGAAACAAUGCGGACGACGAAGAAUUUAGUUCCUUUUGAUGAGGCUUAUAGAUAUAUAAAGAUACUUAUAGAUAUAGUCAGUACUGUGUUUGAUUUGUGUGUAGAAGGUUUAUAACGGCAGGCAGUGGAUUCUCAGUCAUCCGUAUUCUCAAGUAACAAAAACGUUUCAUAUUUCACUGGCUAUUUGUAGUAGCCAAAUGUGAAUGGAAUUAUUAUUCUUGUUUGUCUUUAUUCUAGAGUCAUUCAGUUGAAUGUGACUGUUUGUGAUUGUACUGAAUGUGAUUGUACUGAAUGUGAUUGUACUGAAUGUGAUUGUACUGAAUGUGAUUGUACUGAAUGUGAUUGUACUGUAUGUGAUUGUACUGUUUGUGAUUGUACUGUAUGUGAUUGUAAGUGUUUGACAUGGGUCUAAUUGAGGCUCCAAACCCCCCCACUUAACACUAGUUUUUGUCCAUAGAAAUCCCCACUUGCUGAUGAAGACCUAUAGUGGUUGAAAUCAAUGUAAAAUACACAGUAUGAACACUGCUGCAUUACAACUAUUUCAUUAAGAUGUGAAUCAUAAUUGCUCAUAUAAAUGAGUCUGUGCAGUGUCAAAAUAAUACAUCUGUUACAUAAGGGAAAUAAAUACCACAAAAGACAUGAAAUAAUGGCAUUAUGGGGAAAAUAAUACAAAAAUACAUACUGUAUUUCAGAGUAUUUGAAAAAACCCUGUUUACAUUUACAUUUUAGUCAUUUAGCAGACGCUCUUAUCCAGAGCGACUUACAGUAGUGAAUGCAUACAUUUCAUGUUUAUUUACGUUACAAAACUGACAACUACUCUAACAAUGUGUUAGACAGCAUGUGUCAUCAUAGGCUAAAGGGUAGCCCAUUCCCCUGCAGUAUGUGGAUUUACACAGCAACAUAGCAGACAACUGAAAUAGUUUAUUUUUAUUUAACCUUUAUUUCACUAGACAAGUCAGUUAAGAACAAAUUCUUAUUUACAAUGACGGCCAAACCCGGAUGACGCUGGGCCAACUAUGCGGCACACUAUGGGACUCCCAAUCACUUGGAGUGGGAAGGACACAGAAUCCAAUAUCACACACUUCAUCCAUAGUAUUCUGAGAACUGUCAGAUAGCUGUGAGAGCUAUGAGUGGAUCGUUGACCCCAUGCAUAAAUGAUAACUUUGCUUUAACUCAGUGGGGCAAGUAGAACAUACCGCUUAGUGUAUGUCCAUUGUCUUGUCAGUUGAUUGUCUUUGUCUCAAAGCUUUUUCAUUUCUGGGGUAUUGAAGAAGCUUCUGAUCUCAAACUUCUUGACAGGUAAGAAACACUUGGUUAGUGUAUGCGUCUCAUCCAGUGUAUUGUCAGGUGAACGUUGAAGAUGCUUCUUGGAGGUGAUCUAAUGAUGUCAUUCAAUCGUUGUCAUUGAGUUGCUCACUGGACAAGACAAUUAUUCACUGAAAAUGAAAUCUGUAUUUUAAUUUCACUUGUUGAUAUUUGAUUGGCUAUUUGCUGUCUUUUGAAAAUACAAAAAUAAAUAUAUCUGGUUUUAUGAA
Molecule: messenger RNA, 4418 nt
Organism: Salmo salar (Atlantic salmon)
Lineage: Eukaryota; Metazoa; Chordata; Actinopteri; Salmoniformes; Salmonidae
Product: protein ANKUB1
Molecular function (GO): protein binding
Source: RefSeq, a predicted model, not a curated record